CGUGUUUUGCGACGCACGUUUCCCGCGCUUUAGUUAUCACCUGAUUUUCACUGUUUGUCUUCUCCUGCCGUUUGCCCAACCGACCCUCCGACUCGCUCGCCGACUGACUACCGGACUGACUGACAACUGAUUUGCGGACGGAUUGGUGAAGAUAAGGGACGCAAUGUCGACUGUGACGCGACGCCGACAUCGAAGAGAGCGCGUGUUCGCCCAGUACGCUGUUGUGAUGAUGGGACGGCAGCGUGUGUUCCGUGACCGCUUGAACCCUUUGGAGGAGUUCGAUGAGGACGAACUGCAGGAGCGCUUUCGAUUCGGUCGCGCGGGCAUUGUGUUCCUCGCCGACACACUGCGCCCGGACUUGGAGCGGCCGACGCGUCGCAGCCGCGCCCUCUCUGCAGAGCAGCAGGUCAUUGUCGCCUUACAGUUCUACGCCACGGGGAACUUCCUCAUCACCGCAGGGGACUACAUCCGUGUGCACGUCUCCACUGCUUCGCGGACUGUGAGGCGGGUGACUCAGGCCUUGGCACGUCGUGCCCGAGACUUCAUAGGGUGGCCAGGUGAAGCUGAGGGUCAUGCCUUACAACAGGCCUUCUUUGAGAUCGGUGGGUUUCCUUCGGUCGUGGGUGCUGUUGAUGGCACUCACAUUCGGAUACAGGCACCACAAGUGCAUGAGGAGGUGUACGUUAACCGCCAUCUGUACCAUUCAAUAAAUGUACAGUUAGUGGUUGACGUCUUUUACCGUAUCCGCAAUGUGGUUGCAAAAUGGCCUGGAAGCACCCACGACUCUAGGAUAUUCACCGAGGGCUCGUUGUCAGGCAAGCUGGCCGAUGGCGUUUACGAGGGCCUACUGCUUGGAGACAGCGGCUACACCUGCAAGCCAUGGCUGAUGACGCCCUUCCUGUCUCCGUCAUCAGCAGCGGAGGUCGCCUACAAUGCGUCACAUAGCACAACGAGGAGCAUCGUGGAACGGACAAUAGGCCAGCUCAAGCGGAGAUUUCAUUGCCUCCAUGCUGAGUUGAGGAUGCAGCCAGAGAGAUGCUGCGACAUCACUGUUGCCUGCUGUGUCCUGCACAACCUGGCCAAGACAUACCCCUGCAGCAUGCCAAGGACUGUCCUCCCCGAAGAGGUUCCCGUCGAGCCCGUGGCAGCGGGCCGUGAUGAAAGCAACGAGGCUCGGGAUGCCAUCGUCAGCCAGUUCUUCGGUUGAGCCAGGAGAUUAGCUCCCUCGAGCUGCUGCUGCCUUUCUGUCUCCUGCAAGAAGCGCUGUGAAGCCUCCCGGCACCAACGUCGGCUGUAUGGCACAUUUGUUGGAGCCCGCUGCACCGCCUCCAGCGGCCGACUCUCGUGCAGCACUGCCGCACUUGCUCCGCUCCCAGAGGGACCAGGCUGUGGAUCUAUUCCCCUGGAGCUGUCACUGCGACAAAUUCAUGUGUAAAAAGUGGUCAGGUUUUGUUCUUGUCAGCAUGGGCAAAGAGAACACACUGUGCAAAGUUUGUAACCCUGAUAAAGACACCGAUGCUGCGCCAAAAUUCAUUCAUACGGGUUGGUACAGAGGACAAAGUUUGUGAGCCAAGUUGGUUUAUACACUGACGCACAGGCUUGAGGUCGGAGCGCAGUGUUGUUACUUCUUGCACAAUUGCCCAGUACAUGGUGUAGGAAAAUGUGCAUUUGGUUGUGAAGAGCACACAGCUGCAUUCUAAAGGUUAGAAUGCAGCUGUGUAGCUAUGCGAUUAACAGUUCAUAAAUUUAGUGGUCACAUGUCCAGUCAAACCACAAUGCACUGCACAUUUAUAGGACAACUUCAAACAUUACAGCACAUAGCUUCACUGGCAUUGAUUUUACUCACACAGGUUACCAUCAUGGGGGUAGUUAACUUCCCGACCAGAAUGAAGUUAAUGUUUGAGCCAAUUUUCCUAAGUUGGUAAAACAAGCAACAGGAUGGUUGUACUGUGUGUGAUCUUUUCAUUUGCAUAUUGAAAGCGUGCUAAGUUAGCAUUAAAAAAAAGCCAUUGCCACUUUGUUGCAUUUAAUUUCUAUAAGAUGGUAAUAAACAGCUUUACCACCUGAUUUCUCAUUGCAUGCCGUGUUAUUGCAUGAAUUUGUAGCUUCGGUGAAACUGUUUCAGCCUUGUUGAAAAUAAUUAGAAAUGUGGUAGCGCUGGUGCCUCGUCAGAUCUUAGAGUGCACUCUGGAAGACGGUUUCGUGACUUAUAUUUCGAACCGCCUUUGAGCUUUUGCUGUUGAAAUAGAACUGAAGCCAGAUUCCCGGAACUUUCUUACGACAAAAAAGUUAGUAGCUUUAUCUUAUGACAAAUUUACGAACUUUUAAGUAAUCCCCAAGCACAAAGAUCGUAAGUUUUGCGCAAGCUACGGAUUUCGUCAGAACUUGCGCAAAACUUACAAACAUUUUGCUUCGGGAAUACUCAAAAGUUUGUAACUUUGUUGUAAGAAAGUUUCGGGCAUCCGGCCUCUGGUCUUUAUAUAAAAGUACUCGGCAGUAAUGCCAUUCAAAUGGCAACAUGCCCAUCUUCUUAUCAUCAUUUGUCCUCGUCUUUUAGAACCUCGCCUGGAACGACAGUUCUGCAUUACUGUGACCGGUUCGUUAAAACCAUUUACUCUUCACACAAUCGGGUCUAGAAACCAGUCACCUACUCUUCCGUGUCACCUAUGGUGGCCUCCAACCCGCACAGGUUGGGCGAGUCCUCGCCGAUCACUUCGAGGACGGCCUCGACGAGGGGCGUCAGGACGUGGGGGUUUGGCCCAGCACCUAUGAAUUGAGGCGUAGUAAUUUCGUCUCGACUCUUACUUACUCGAGUUACGAGCAAAAACAGAGGAGGUGGGGUUCACUGUUCAACCAAGUAUGUAAAUGGAACUUUCAUGGGAAAAUUAAAAUAAACAAAUACUGCAUGAGACAUUCUUUUAAACAUUCAUUAACUGCUAGAUAACACUGCUGAAACUGUGGACUGUGUAAUCGUGCAAUUUUUACUUUCUUACAGUUUGGCCUGUCGGCCUCUACCAUUGUGCUCUCUUAUAAUCUGUUUUAAUAUUUUGUCCGAAGUUUUGGGUCUUCCACUAAACUGUUUUACAAGUUCCAUACAGCCUGUGCAGAACUUGUACAUAAACUGGAAUAAAUUGUUUUCUGAUGCUGUAACACUGCUUUUGCUGCUGUUCAAGGAAGGUGAAAAGUCGACUCCCAGCAGAGGGCAAAGGUGAACGAAUAUACAAAUGUCCACAUUCACGUUUCUAGGUUUGGUUGCUCAUGUAUUAUCACUAAAGCAAUGCAAUAUCUUUUGAACUUAAGAACACAAUGAACUUACCGGUGCGCUGUUCAUGCUUCUUGAAUAAGCUGUAGAGUUGUCUAGUCUUUUUUAGGAGGUUUCUCCAGCACUGUUGUAGCUGGUCUGGGGUGCGCAAACAGCCCAUGGCUCUGUAAAUUUCGUCCCAUGCCUGCCUUUUUGUUUGGGUCGUGACCGUAGCACUGAACUUGCCCAUAAUUUGAUGUUUCCUCUCCCCCACUGCCCGAAUUAGUUCUAA
This is a messenger RNA of Ixodes scapularis (black-legged tick), 3533 nucleotides long. Its product is annotated as putative nuclease HARBI1. The record is from RefSeq and is a predicted model, not a curated record. The transcript has 4 exons. Bases 164 to 1207 code for a protein of 347 amino acids. Lineage: Eukaryota; Metazoa; Arthropoda; Arachnida; Ixodida; Ixodidae.